AUGCGUAGACGAGAGCAGCAACAGCUGCAUUUACACUCUGAAGCGCGCUCCAGGGCCGGCUUUUUGCCACUAACCUCAUCGCCUUGCUGCUGUGCAGACCAGCCGCAGCAACUGGCCGACAAAAUGGACGACCUAGAGUCGCUUGAGCUACUUUCCCUCGUGUCGAAAGUCACGUCAGAAUUACAGAAUCACUUAGGGAUUAACGAAAAGACACUGGCCGAGUUUGUUAUCGCCCAGCGUCUGGAAUGUGCGACCUUCGAGGACUUCAAGGCCAAGCUGGCCGCCGUCGGCGCCGACUUUCCGCCCAGCUUGAUGGAAAGCAUUGAUCGCCUCGUCCGGACGAUGCACCCUAAAUUCAAAGGGAAGCAGAAUGGUGACCAAAGGGAAGACCGUGAAGAGAAACCUCCCAAGUCUUUGGAAGAGAAAGCGGCGAUUUUCAAGGGGCUUGCCAUUCCCGACCGGGAGAUCGAACCCGCCGACGACAUCGAUGAUACUCUUGCUCUGCUCGAGAGCCUGGAGCCGAAGCGCGCAGAUAAGGACCGUCCAUCGAGAAAGCGCAGCCGGAGCCCAGAGGAUUACGAUGGCUCGUAUCGGAGCCGAAAGGACAGAUACCGCUCACGGUCGAGGUCACCGGCAAGGUUCCGCUCACGGUCACUGUCAAGAUCCAGGUCUAAAUCGCCACGACGAGGUCGUCGUAAGAGCAGCCGAUACGAUGAAGAUGAUACGUUUCGUCGCCCACCGCCACGGGAUUUGGACGAUGCCCCACAGCUGUACAAAAUCUAUGAUGGCCAUGUCACAGGUAUCAAAGACUUUGGCGCUUUCGUUAACUUGCAUGGAGUGAAGGGUAAAAUCGAUGGUUUAGUGCACAUUUCGGCGUUUGGGCAGCGAGUGAACCAUCCAUCGGACGCCGUGUCAAUGGGCCAGAACGUCAAAGUGAAGGUCAUCAAGAUUGAGGGCAACCGCAUCGGACUGUCGAUGAAAGAUGUCGAUCAAGAAACUGGAAUGGACCUUGCACCGCAGAUGAGGAUAGGCUCCGGCGCCAAUAUGGAGGCCUUAGGAGGCUCCAGGAGAGGCAUAGGUGGCUCUGAUGGUGCGGCAAACGGGCCGCCUCUAUCUGGAGCAACAAGACCGCAAAAGAAGAGGUUAACGUCUCCUGAAAGAUGGGAGAUCCGGCAGAUGAUCGCCGCGGGGAUUGCGAAGGCGUCAGAUUAUCCGGACCUCGAAGAAGAGUACAAUGCCACUCUCAGGGGCGAAGGUCAGAUGGAGCUGGAGGAAGACAUUGACAUUGAGAUCCGGGAUGAGGAGCCUCCGUUUCUCGCUGGACAGACAAAGCAGUCGCUCGAGCUGUCGCCCAUCCGAGUGGUCAAAGCCCCCGAUGGCUCCCUCAAUCGUGCGGCCAUGACCGGUGCCCAACUUGCGAGAGAGCGUAGAGAGGCUCGCCAACAGGAGGCCGAGGAACAGCAAGAGAAGGCUAAGGUUGACCUGUCAUCUCAAUGGCAGGAUCCCAUGGCCAAUCCCGAGCAUCGCCAAUUUGCCAGUGAUUUACGCAAGCGCGCACAAGCCCAAACCUCUUCUGAUUCUGUCCCUGAAUGGAAACGAGCCAUUGCACCAAAGAAUCAGUCGUUUGGCCCUCGAACCAACAUGUCCAUCAAGGAACAGCGGGAAUCCUUGCCUGUGUUUCAGUUCCGAGAUCAAAUCAUUCAAGCUGUUAAGGACAACCAGAUUCUCAUCGUGGUUGGUGAGACGGGUUCUGGCAAGACGACUCAAGUCACGCAGUACCUUGCAGAGGCCGGUUUCACCAAAUAUGGCAUGAUUGGAUGCACGCAACCUCGGCGUGUCGCCGCCGUUUCGGUCGCCAAGCGUGUGGCUGAAGAAGUUGGCUGUCAGCUAGGCCAAGAGGUUGGCUAUACCAUCAGAUUCGAAGAUGUUACUAGUCCGGCGACCAAGAUCAAGUACAUGACGGACGGAAUGUUACAACGUGAAAUUCUGAUGGACCCUGAUCUCAAGCGUUACUCGGUCAUCAUGUUAGACGAGGCCCACGAGCGGACAAUUGCAACCGAUGUGCUAUUCGCGCUGCUCAAGAAGACGGUUAAGCGGCGGCCGGACCUUAAGGUCAUUGUCACCAGUGCUACCCUUGACGCAGAGAAGUUCAGCGAGUACUUUAACUCGUGUCCUAUUUUCACCAUUCCUGGCCGAACGUUCCCCGUGGAGAUUCUCUACUCUCGAGAACCGGAACCGGAUUACCUCGAGGCAGCUCUGACUACGGUAAUGCAGAUCCACUUGACGGAACCCCCAGGAGAUAUCCUAGUUUUCUUGACCGGCCAAGAAGAAAUUGAUACAGCCUGCGAGAUCCUAUAUGAGCGAAUGAAGGCAUUGGGGCCUAGCGUCCCAGAGCUCAUCAUACUGCCGAUUUACUCUGCGCUGCCCAGCGAGAUGCAAAGCCGAAUCUUUGAGCCAGCACCUCCUGGCAGUCGUAAAGUGGUCAUUGCCACAAACAUCGCUGAAACAUCCAUCACGAUCGACUACAUCUAUUACGUUGUUGAUCCCGGCUUCGUGAAGCAGAACGCCUAUGAUCCAAAGUUGGGAAUGGAUUCUCUUGUGGUCACCCCUAUUUCCCAGGCUCAAGCCAACCAACGUGCUGGACGAGCCGGUCGUACAGGUCCGGGCAAGUGCUUUCGGUUGUAUACGGAGGCUGCAUACCAAUCAGAAAUGCUUCCAACGACUAUCCCAGACAUCCAACGACAAAAUCUAGCCAAUACGAUCCUGUUACUUAAGGCCAUGGGUAUCAACGACCUUCUUCGUUUUGACUUUAUGGAUCCUCCGCCCGUCAACACAAUGCUUACUGCACUCGAAGAACUUUAUGCACUGGGCGCUUUGGACGAUGAAGGCCUGCUGACUCGCCUGGGAAGGAAGAUGGCCGACUUCCCCAUGGAGCCCUCUCUGUCGAAGGUCUUGAUCGCCUCUGUCGACAAGGGCUGUUCGGACGAAAUGGUGACAAUUGUUUCCAUGCUCAACCUACAGCAGAUUUUCUACCGACCAAAGGAUAAGCAGCAGCAAGCCGACCAGAAGAAGGCCAAGUUCCAUGAUCCGACGGGAGACCAUCUUACCCUUCUCAACGUCUACAAUGCCUGGAAAAAUAGCGGUUACUCCAACGCCUGGUGUUUUGAGAACUACAUCCAGGCGCGGGCCAUGCGUCGUGCUCGGGAUGUACGGCAGCAGAUCGUCAAGAUCAUGGAACGCCACCGUCAUCCCAUCAUCAGCUGCGGGCGUGACACCGACAAGAUCCGGCAAGCGCUCUGCGCUGGCUUCUUCCGUAAUACGGCACGCAAGGACCCGCAAGAGGGCUACAAGACACUGACCGAGGGCACGCCGGUGUACCUACACCCCAGCUCGGCGCUUUUUGGAAAGCAAGCCGAGUGGGUGCUUUACCACGAGCUGGUACUGACAACUAAAGAGUAUAUGCAUUUUACGACGGCCAUUGAGCCCAAGUGGCUCGUGGAAGCCGCUCCAACAUUCUUUAAGCUCGCGCCGACGGACAGGUUGUCGAAGAGGAAGAAGGCCGAGAGGAUCCAGCCCUUGUACAACAAGUACGAGGGUGAAGAUGGCUGGCGUCUCAGCGCUCAACGGAGGGCUGCACGGCCGGGUGGUGGUGGCGGUACCUGGGGCUAA
Molecule: messenger RNA, 3669 nt
Organism: Thermochaetoides thermophila DSM 1495
Lineage: Eukaryota; Fungi; Ascomycota; Sordariomycetes; Sordariales; Chaetomiaceae
Product: putative pre-mRNA splicing factor
Exons: 4
Coding region: 1-3669 (1222 amino acids)
Biological process (GO): spliceosomal complex disassembly
Cellular component (GO): catalytic step 2 spliceosome; intracellular anatomical structure
Molecular function (GO): RNA binding; ATP binding
Source: RefSeq, a predicted model, not a curated record